GUUCACCAUCAUCGAAGACGGGUAGAAAUGUCAUGCAUUGUUUAUUUUGCGUGCCGCGUCGCUACAUAUACUCAACACCUAAAGAAUGUGCAUUAAAAAAAAUCUACUGAAUUUGCAUCGGCUUUGGUUGUAGACACUGAAGACCGGACGGUCCGGUCGCACCUGAUACAAAGACAAAUAACAAAGACUGAGACAAUCCGAGCUGCUUUAAAACGUCGAAAAUAUCUUCAGACAUCACAAUGAUUCACCGGAAUAUACUAGUUCUGCAUUUCAAUGACUAUAUUGGUCAUCCUUAGGCGUAAAUGUCAUUGCCAUCCUUUGUGUAAGGCGUGUUUAUAAUAUUAUUUUGGUAACGUGAGGCGCGCGCGCGAGUCUAAGGAGAUCCGGGAAGAUUAUAUAUAAUGUUGCACGCGCAUAUUCGAAUAUAAAUCGAUCUGUUCCAAACAUCAGAUAUUAUAUCGCACGUAUAGCCUGUAACUGCGAUAUACAGCAUUACUGUCCCACAAAACGUCCAUAUUACACUGGAUACGAGAUUUCACGCUUGGAUAAGUAACACUGACUCUAUACUGGACCGCAUAUAUAAGAGUUUUUGGAUGUCCUCGUAAGGAAAUCGUGGUGAAGAUGUGGAUCAACCCGGAGGAGGUGUUGUUGGCCAGUGCGUUGUGGAUGACAGAACGCGCGAAUCCGUAUUUCAUCCUGCAGAAGAGAAAGGGCCAUGGAGACGGAGGAGGCGGUCUCGCGGGUCUGCUGGUUGGAACCCUUGACGUUGUGUUGGACUCCAGUGCUCGUGUGGCCCCAUACCGGAUCCUCUACCAGACUCCUGAUUCACUGGUUUACUGGACCAUUGCCCACGGGAGCUCUCGUAAGGAGAUCACUGAGAACUGGGAGUGGCUUGAGCAGAACCUUCUGCAAACACUCUCCAUUUUUGAGAAUGAAAAUGACAUCACCACGUUCGUCAAGGGAAAAAUCCAGGGCAUUAUAGCUGAAUUGAACAAAAGCCAUGAUAUCAAAGAAGACGACGACACUGAUAAGUUCAAGGAGGCCAUCGCUAAGUUCCGUAAACUCUUCGGCAUGCCAGAGGAGGAGAAACUGGUGAAUUAUUACUCCUGCAGCUACUGGAAGGGGAAGGUGCCACGGCAGGGCUGGCUGUACCUCAGCAUCAAUCACCUGUGCUUUUACUCAUACCUGCUCGGAAAAGAGGCUAAGCUAGUGAUCCGCUGGGCUGACAUCACACAGCUGGAGAAGAACGCCACGCUACUGCUGCCAGACAUGGUGCGUGUCAGCACGCGUUGCAGCGAGCACAUCUUCUCCGUCUUUUUGAACAUCAAUGAAACAUUCAAGUUAAUGGAGCAGCUCGCCAACAUCGCCAUGAGACAACUGCUGGACAACAAGGGCUUUGAGCAGGACCGCUCUCUGCCCAAACUCAAGAAGAAAUCGCCCAAGAAAGUGUCAGCCCUUAAAAGGGACUUGGAUGCCCGGGCUAAAAGCGAGCGAUACCGGGCUCUGUUCCGUCUUCCCAAAGACGAGAAACUGGACGGCCACACAGACUGCACACUGUGGACCCCCUUCAACAAGAUGCAUAUCCUCGGACAGAUGUUUGUCUCCACCAAUUACAUCUGCUUCACCAGUAAAGAGGAGACCAUCUGCAGUCUGAUUAUCCCUCUUCGAGAGGUGACCAUCGUUGAGAAAGCUGAUAGCUCUAACGUUCUUCCCAGCCCCUUGUCAAUCAGCACCAAAAACAAAAUGACUUUCCUAUUUGCCAAUCUCAAAGACCGGGACUUCCUGGUGCAGCGGAUCUCUGACUUCCUUCAGCAGACCACUUCCAAAAUCUACUUUGAGCGGGAAAUCACAGGCAGCCUCAGCAGCUCAGACGAUGAGGUGUACUCGCAGCAGGGCAGCAUUUUGUCCUGUAGUCCUCAGUGUAGUGCCCUUGGCUCAGAGGGAGAGAGUGAGAGGCAGUUUAAUCUCAAUGAUAACAGAGUUCCCACGGCAACACAAGCACUGAUGACCAUGUACCGCCGCCGAUCCCCAGAGGAAUUCAACCCCAAACUGGCUAAAGAGUUUCUGAAGGAGCAGGCAUGGAAGAAUCACUUUGCAGAGUACGGACAGGGAGUGUGUAUGUACCGUACGGAGAAGACCAAAGACCUGGUGCUGCAGGGCAUCCCGGAGAACAUGAGAGGAGAACUCUGGCUCUUAUUUUCUGGGGCGGUUAACGAGAUGGCAACUCAUCCUGGUUAUUACGAGGAUCUGGUGGAAAGGUCGAUGGGGAAAUAUAAUCUGGCCACAGAGGAGAUCGAGAGAGACUUACACCGGUCUUUGCCUGAACAUCCAGCCUUCCAAAACGAGAUGGGCAUCGCCGCCUUGCGUAGAGUCCUCACUGCCUACGCCUUUCGCAACCCCAAUAUUGGCUACUGCCAGGCCAUGAACAUAGUGACCUCGGUACUGUUGUUGUACGCUAAAGAGGAAGAAGCCUUUUGGCUGCUGGUAGCGUUAUGUGAGCAGAUGCUGCCAGACUACUACAACACCAGAGUUGUUGGUGCUCUGGUGGAUCAGGGUGUGUUUGAAGAGCUGGCUAAUGUGCACGUGCCUCAGCUGUAUGACUGCAUGCAGGCGCUGGGCGUCAUCUCCACCAUCUCCCUGUCCUGGUUCCUCACGCUCUUCCUGUCCGUCAUGCCCUUCGAGAGUGCUGUGGUGGUGGUUGACUGCUUCUUCUAUGAGGGCAUUAAAGUCAUCUUCCAGCUCGCUUUGUCCGUGCUUGACGCUAACAUACAUCAACUGCUGAGCUGUAAAGAUGAUGGAGAAGCCAUGACUAUACUGGGCAGGUAUCUGGACAGUGUGACUAAUAAGGACAGCACACUUCCACCGAUCCCACACCUCCACUCUCUUCUCACUGAUAAUGGAGAGCCUCAUCCUGAGGUGGACAUCUUUAAACUCGUCCGCAGUUCAUAUGAGAAGUUUGGCUCUAUUCGGGCAGAUGUGAUCGAGCAGAUGCGCUUCAAACAGAGACUGAGAGUGAUUCAGGCCAUUGAAGACACCACCAAACGCAACGUGGUGCGCACCAUCGUGACAGAGACGGCCUUCAGCAUUGAUGAACUUGAGGAGCUCUACUCACUCUUUAAGGCAGAGCAUCUGACCAGCUGUUACUGGGGCAGCACCAGUAACCCCAUGAGCCGUCACGACCCGAGCCUGCCUUACCUUGAACAAUACCGCAUGGACAUGGAGCAGUUUAAGGGGCUGUUCGCUCUGCUCUUCUCCUGGGCCAGCGGCACACACGCUGAUGAUCUGGCUCUGCGGUUCUUCCGUCUGCUGGACCACAACGCAGACGCGCUCAUAAACUUCAGAGAGUUCAUCAACGGCCUGAGUGUGCUAUGUCACGGUGACCUGACGGAGAAACUCAAAUUCCUGUACAAGAUGCACGUGCUUCCAGAGUUGCAUCAUGAGCAGGAGGAUCCGGACUCGGCCUGUGAAGCCACACAGUAUUUCUUUGAGGACAUCACACCUGAGACAUCCAGCGGUCACGACCCCAAGAACAAGUCUGAGAGGGAUGAUGGUUUUGUCAGAGUCACUUUUAAGAGCGAAAAAGUGAAGAAAAUGCACACUCCAGAUUACCGUACGUACCUCCGAUUGUGGAACCAGGAGACCAAAUCAAAGCUAGAGAACAUAAAGGAUCUUCCCAAACUCAACCAGAGUCAGUUCAUCGAGUUGUGCAAGACUCUAUAUAACAUGUUCAGUGAAGACCCCAACGAGCAGGAGCUCUACCACGCCACCGCCACGGUCACCAGUCUAUUACUGGAGAUGGGCGAGGUAGGAAAGCUCUUCUGUAGUCCCGCUAGCAAGGAUGACGACGAAGCCGACGACGAAGAGGACGAUCAGAUCCCAGCUUGCAGAAGGAAACCCCAAAAAGAGCUUCGCAAUCCCUGCGUCUAUCCACUGGGUGUUCCAAGCGAUGCCGAGAUAAACUCCUGCAUCACGGGACCCUUGGAGGACAUCAAACUUGAGGACUCGUCGCCCAAAGACACGGCCACAUCGUCCGCCAUGCUCAUCUCAGACGAUGAGACCAAAGAUGACACAUCCAUGUCGUCGUACUCCGUCCUGAGCGCAGGAUCGCACGAAAUGGAUGAUAAACUUCAGUGUGAGGACAUUGCGGAGGAUACGGUACUCAUACGCAACAGUGGGAGGGCAGGGCAUCAUGGGACAGGGGGCCUGCCUCACAGCGCUAGCAUCGAUAAAGACUGGGCCAUCACCUUCGAGCAGUUUUUGGCCUCUGUGCUCACCGAACAAGCCCUGGUGCAGUACUUUGAGAAACCCGUAGAGAUCAAUGCGCGAAUAACUAAUGCUAAGAACGUUCGAAAGGUGGGACGCCCGCACGUGUCCAUCAGUGAUUAUGAGAUCUCGCUAUCUGGCUAACGUGGUACAAACAGACAAUUUCAAACUUUAUCUGAACUUUGAAGAAUAAACGAAUAGUUCAAGUAAAAAUUUAAAUUAUGUUGUCAUUAACUAACCUUGUUUGUCGCUACAAACCUGAAUGACUUUCUUUCUUUGUGGAACACAAAUGAAGUUACUUAGCCGAACGUUCACACUGCUCUUUUCCAUACAGUGAAAGUGGAUGGUGACCAAGGUUUUCUAGCUUCAGAAAUGAGAAAAAGCACCAUAAAACUAUCAUAAAAGUCAUCCAAACGACUUGUGCACUGUAUUUCAGGUCAUUUGAAGCCAUAUAAUAGUUCAACAAACAGGAAAAUAUAUAUAUAAGUCAUUAUUCACUGAACAUCUUUACCUACAUCAUCACAUUUGCACUUGCAUUCAAAUGCAACCUCUCGACACGUUUGUAUGUUUUCAAUUGACCGCAAGUACGAAUGAGAUUUGAAAGGGAAGAUUUUCAGACUCGUGCGCUAUAUUCCAAGUCUUCCGAAGACAUUUCAGUAGAUUUGUGUGCGAAACAAAUCGCAAUUAAGUUGUUAUAUGCUGAAAAUCUUCCCCUUCAUCAUAGCUCUCAAAUCUCGCUUUCGCACUGUAGAGGGAUCAAUGGAAAGGAGGAGGCGAGAACCGGCUUGACAAUAUAAAUAAUAGUUUUAAUGAUAAACUUAAAAGAAGACACGAACACACACAUGAUGGACAUGUCCGCUAACAAUCUCUCUCUCCCGCCCGAUCCUCUGCAGUCGACCUUUAACCCUCACCGAGGCUUAAUUAGCCUAAUACGGGACCGGGUGUGUAGGAUAACGACCCGGCCCCGCCCUCCGCCCUGCCACACGCACAUUUACGUCAAUGAAUGUUUUCAUUUGACAGGAAUUACGACUGAGAUUUUAGUCAGUCUGUUCCUUUAACUAAAUGAUCAUAUUGAUUCAGAAGACUUAAUAUUGUGCACCAGUCAUACAGGCUAAUUUAAUGAUACUUCAUGGUGCUUUUUUGCCAUUUUCGAAGCAUAACAGCCCCAGUCCCCAUUCACUUCCAUUAUAUGGAAAAGGGCAGUCUGGACAUUCUGCUUAAACGUCUUCAGGUUUGGUUUUACGAGGAUAAGUAAAUGAUGACAGCAUUUGUAUGCGAACUACCCCUUUAACUGAAGCUGUUAUUCUUUAUCUACAGUAAGUAAUGUAAAUCCCUCUCAUUUUCUCCUGUGGAUCUCCACUUAAAUCAUGUUUAUACGAGCUUGUUAUGGAAUGACUGUAAUGACUUUAAUCUUUGAUCUUUGCUGGUCACUCGGUGUGAUAGUAAACCUUUUAAUGAUGUAACAAACAGAAUGACUGACCUUUUUACCUGUACAAAGACUGAAAGGACACGUUCACCUGUUGUAUACUACGAUGUGUGUACUUUAUAUACAGAAAUGAUUACUAAUAGUAUCUAAUAGUUAGACAGUUUAUCAGAGUAAUCGUAUCUAGAAUAGCUUACUAGUCCUGAUUGGGCAAACACCAAUACAGUAUUAUAAAUAGUAGCAUAUAACUGAUAUAUUCAAAGUCUUCUGCAGCCAUAUGAUAGAUUUGUGUGUGGAACAGACCAUAAUAAUAAGGAUUUUUGGGUGAACUAUUCCUAUAUGUCUGCUGCUGGAAUUGUUGGAUCAUCAUUUAAAAGAAGCCAUGCAACUAAAUCCAUUCAUAAAAUCAACAUAUUUCUCAUUUCAGCUUUGUUCUUGCACAUGCACUUUUGGUUUUUCUUCUACAUUAAAAUGAGGAUGUUUGAUAGCUAGAAACGUUUAAAUAUCAGAUAUUUAGGCAUUCUCUAUGUGUAGUAUAUAGUGAAGACAACGGCCGUGUGCAGUUUUUAAGUUGGUGUGUAUUCACCAAUAAGAGGCACGUGGCAUGUCUGUUCAUCUUUUAAGCUGUUUUUUAUUUAAAACUUGUUUUAUGUCAUUUUAUGCUGCUGUUUUUUUUUUUAAGUUUACAAUUUAAUGUGAAUUGUUACAAUUGACCUGUAAAUGAUUCGGACCACUACCGGUAAUUAAAGGUAUA
Xyrauchen texanus (razorback sucker) is the source of this 6440-nucleotide messenger RNA. RefSeq names its product TBC1 domain family member 9-like. The coding region runs from base 622 to 4407 and encodes 1261 amino acids. Gene Ontology annotation, molecular function: calcium ion binding. The transcript has 21 exons. Lineage: Eukaryota; Metazoa; Chordata; Actinopteri; Cypriniformes; Catostomidae. The record is from RefSeq and is a predicted model, not a curated record.